Messenger RNA from Rotaria sp. Silwood2, 1554 nucleotides. The record is from the annotation of a GenBank genome assembly. Lineage: Eukaryota; Metazoa; Rotifera; Eurotatoria; Philodinida; Philodinidae.
AUGUUUGCUAAGUGUUUAGUGUUUGCUGUGUUUAGCACGCUUACUUUAGCAUUGGCAAAUGAUGAUCUAUUUCUCUAUCGAUUUCGCGGUCAUAUUUUAAAAACCAAUGGAAAAUAUGAAAUAGUGGCAACAUUAGCAGAUUCUUAUAAAGAACCCGAUGGUAAUGCUGAUAAUGUUUUAGCAACUGGAUCUUGGGAUCAAACUUAUAAUAUAACUGGUUGGUCCGUAUUAGAAAUAAAAACAGCAGAAAAUCAAACAAAUAUUGAUCAAGUUUAUUCAGCUGGAUUACUUGAAGGAAAAUUUACACAAGAAUUAACUUGUAUGCAAUGGCAAAAUACCAUAACUAAUAUUUGUGUUAAUCGAACAGAUUUUUGUGGAAAACUAAAGAAUUUUUUUCUAACUCAACUUAAUUGGAUUUAUAUGCAAAUUGACACGCAUCCUAAUGAUGAAUAUUGGCAUCAAAUAAAUUUACUUCUUGUGCAAUUGAAUGGUCUCAUCGAUGGAUAUCAAAAUAAAUCACGUGGACCAAGAAAAGAACUUGAAGAUCCACUUGGAUUUUUCCUAUUUCAAGUACUCGCAUCUAUUGAUGACAUUGCUGUUCAUUUGGGUUUUCAAAAUAUUUCACGGCAUGAUAGUUGUUCAGCAUUAAUCAAAAUUUUACCAGAUAAUAAGGAUGUAUUUGUAUCACAUGCUACUUGGGAUGAUUAUAACUCAAUGUUAAAAGUACUUAAACGUUACACAAUGCCAUUGAAACGAACAUCAGCUGCCAACAGUUGGAGUCAUGAUUUUUAUAUGACAGGCCCAGCAAAUUUAACAGUAAUUGAAACAACCAUUGAUAAUUAUAAUGAAGAUUUAUAUCGUAACAUUAAUCCAAUAUCUAUCCCCGAAUGGAUGCGAGUCGUAGUUGCUAAUCGUCUAGCUACUUCUGGUAAAGAAUGGGUCGACAAAUUUUUCAUUUUCAAUGAUGGAACAUAUAAUAAUGAAUGGAUGAUUACGGACUUUAAACAAUUUACACCAGGAACACCGCCAAAGCCUGGAUUUUUAACAGUUGCCGAACAAAUGACUACCUAUCAUGAAUCAGCAGAUAUGACAGAAAUGUUAAAUAAUAAGAGUUAUUGGGCAUCAUAUAAUAAUAUUUAUUUUCCAGAUUUUCGUAAUAUAUCCGGUGAAGAAGCAAUGGUUAAGGAAAAAGGUCCGGCAUUAUAUUCAUGGCAAAAUUCAUCACGUGCAAAAAUAUUUCGGCGUGAUCAUGGUGAAGUUAUCGAUCUUCCAACUAUGAUUCAUAUGAUGAGAUAUAAUGAUUUUAAACAUGAUGAGUUAUCGAAAUGUAAUUGUACUCCACCAUAUUCAGCGGUAUGUGGUGCUACAGAUGCUAAAAUUACUAGCUACGAAUUAAUGCAACAUUUUUCACCUGUUGCUAUUGCUGGUCCAACAACGGAUCAACAAGUACCAUUUAUUUGGAGUCAAUCGGAUUUUGAUAAACGCGUAGCGCAUAUUGGUCAUCCAGAUAAAUGGAAUUUUAAACCAUUUACACCAACAUGGAUAUUAUCGUAA